This is a messenger RNA of Marasmius oreades (fairy-ring Marasmius), 4099 nucleotides long. RefSeq lists its product as uncharacterized. Lineage: Eukaryota; Fungi; Basidiomycota; Agaricomycetes; Agaricales; Marasmiaceae. Gene Ontology annotation, biological process: fatty acid catabolic process; triglyceride biosynthetic process. Gene Ontology annotation, cellular component: nucleus. Gene Ontology annotation, molecular function: phosphatidate phosphatase activity. Bases 36 to 3905 code for a protein of 1289 amino acids. The record is from RefSeq and is a predicted model, not a curated record. The transcript has 8 exons.
GCGGACCCUACCUCUUCGACGUCGACCACGACAACAUGAACUAUCUCCGAGGCGCUGUCAAUGCUAUCAGUGCCCCGUACCAGUACUACAAGGAUCUUCCUCCGAUAAAUCCCUCUACCCUCACCGGCGCCAUAGACGUCAUUGUUAUCCAGCGACCCACCGACAACGGCUCUACUGAACUUGCAUGUUCUCCCUUUCAUGUUCGGUUCGGUAAACUCCAAGUUCUACGACCAUCCGAUAAGAAGGUAAAUGUAUCUGUUAAUGGACAUCCGAUCCCCUUCGACAUGAAAAUUGGAGAGGCAGGGGAAGCAUUCUUUGUCUUCGAGACCGAUGACGAUGUUCCGGACGACCUUAUCACCUCGCCUCUGCUCAGAGCGAAGACCGAACAGCAAACAGAGGACACCACAGGUUCUGCUCCAGGUGGGUCGGAUGCAAAAAAGAAGCAGGAUGAACAAUCAGAGCCAGAUUAUCUCGAUUUGGAUGCCACGGGCAGUGGUAGUGGCUCAUUACCUUCUCCACCGCUGACCCCAUCUCGUUCCAACGACAAGCAGCCGAAUUAUCCAGAUGAUGGGACUGCGGCAGAAAGAGACCAAGAUAAACGUGCAGAUGCUGUAUUGAAGCGCAAGACUGGAGAGGAAUUAUACGUUCCUCAUGUUUUGCAUCAGGAAGGUGUUGCAAUAGAUUGUGAAGGGUAUCAUUCACAACCACGACACAAACACUCUCGUUGUCAUGAUCAUUAUGAAUCAUUGCACCAUGGUCGAGAAAGGUCCGACCGGACUGUCCGUGCUACGAACAAUAUCUAUGAAGAUUCUGACUCAGAUUCAGCCGAUGACGGGCAACCCCAGGCAUUUACCACCGGCCACGGACUGCAUUCAGAGCACUCAAAAGCCCCCGCUGAAAGCGACAGCGAUCCUUCAUCGUCAUCCGUGCCUUUUCCGUCCUACCGUGCCACGUCUGAACCACCUCCAGAGACAGAUUCGGCUGAUUUUCAACCUCCAAAGGUUACAUAUCCAUUCACACCUUCUCCCGACACUCCCAAUGACAGCACGAUGAACUUGAUGAUACCAGAUUUCACCACUAGCUCCAGUGAUGAGUUUCUCCCUACGGCCACACCGAAGCCACGACAUAGAGGCCUUCCAAUGAUACAGCUACAACUGCCACCACAAGAGUACUCUUGGGAGUGGGGUGGAUUUCCUACACCGUCUCCCAUGAAGACGUCGUUUUCAUUUGGCAAGAGUGGCCGCCCCGUCAAUAAAACCAUAGGGGCAACGGCAGGACCAAAUAGAACAGGUGGCCAUCACGCGAGCAGCUCUGUAUCCAUGAACGUGUCUACAUGGUCGAGAAGUAGUACGUUAGACAUGGAAAAUAGCAAUGGAAGCGUGGAUAAAGGGAAGGGAAAGUUACGCACAAUUUUUGGCGACGGCUUUGCGUUGGACCCGGUAACCGAAGGCGAACGUGUGGAAGUGGGUGAAGGUGCUGAUUCGGAUCCACCUGAUGUCGGCGGGAGUAGGAUGAGUGGUGCUGGGAGGAGCAGAAGUGUCCCACCUGGAUUAGAGGGUUCUCCGACUAGCGUAAGACGUCGAAGAAGGAGUUUGAGUUACGAUGGCGAUGAAACCGGUACAGGCUCCACAUGGCGGAGGGCCGGUGAAGAUGCGACCUUAGACUCUACAAGAGGGUAUGGAGCCGGGGGUCUUCUCAGUGCGAGUAGGUCUGAUCCAACUAGGUUCCGUGUAUUCAUCGAGGGGCAGAUGGUAGAGUUCGAAUUGAGCCUGGUCGAACACAAACCCACUACCCAACAGCAGGACGAGGAUGAGGAAGAACCCCGCGGUAGGCAGAUCACGAUAGAAGGCGGUAGAAAGAAGUCUAAGUCAAGAGUAUUCUCACCUGAUGGCCGGUGGACCGGUAUCGAUGAAUUUGAGAUGACAUGGUUGUUUGAUAAGAGGAGAAUUGACUUCGAGCAAUUUCUAAAUGAUGAGACUAUAGUCAGGGAUCCUCGUUUAGUCAUUCGGUGGACGGGUGAAAAAUAUAUUUCGAGGCGUGAUGAAUCACCUCUCAUGGAAGCACUUGUACUCUGGCGCGAUGCCUGCGUUAAAGUCCGAGAAACUGGCUGGACUCGGCCUUCAUCUCCUCUCUCCGACGACGAGGUAAUAACUCCUACCUCAUCGGCAAUGACUACCCACUUCACAAUAACCCAGCCUACGUCAGUUUCCUCGUCGGACACUGAUGGUGGUAGAGGGCAGGAUCGCGUCAGGAUUGAUCGUUCCCAAUCCGAACCCCCCCAGUCAGUUAAGGAAACGCAAGAAACUUUUUCUACUAAGAGGCCCCCAACCUCGACUUCGUGGGUUCAAUGGUGGAGUAGGAGUCGCACGAAAACAGAGGAUUCUACCAUGACUGCCGCUCCUGAGCUCCCUUCACCAUCCAAACGACCGGAAUUGAAAGAAGCGUAUUCUGCACCACCAGUCCCAGCUAUUUCUGAUCUCAUCCCUAGUGUCUCUGUGGCACUAUCUCCUCCAGGAUCUGCACCUGCGCUGCCCUCUACCCCAGUACAAAAACCUGUAACCACUGAAACAGUACCGAAAACUCAGACACCAAAGAAGUAUGUGAAGACUUUAAGAUUGAGCUCGGACCAGUUGAAAUCCCUCAAUUUGAAACCGGGACCAAAUCCAAUAACUUUUUCACUUUCGAUUACCGGUGCUGUGGCUUGUACAGCUAGGAUAUUCGUGUGGGAUUCGACGGACCAUGUUGUAAUUUCUGACAUUGACGGUACUAUAACCAAGUCCGACGGUCUUGGGCAUGUCUUCGCGAUGAUUGGUCGUGAUUGGACACAUCUGGGUGUUGCAAAAUUGUACACCGAUAUAACUCGAAACGGGUACAAGAUCCUUUACUUGACGUCUCGUGCAAUUGGGCAGGCGGAUGCGACAAGGGGUUAUCUGAAGGGCAUCAAACAAAACGACUAUCAGUUACCUGAGGGUCCGGUAAUCAUGAGUCCAGACCGACUGAUGACGUCUCUGCACCGUGAGGUGAUCAUGCGAAAGCCGGAAGUGUUCAAGAUGGCAUGUCUUCGAGAUAUACAAAGGCUGUUUGGAGAAGCGACAAGAAAUCCUUUUUACGCUGGUUUUGGUAACCGUAUCACGGAUGCAUUAUCAUACCGCAGCGUCAACGUUCCAAGUUCAAGAAUCUUCACGAUCGAUUCGGCUGGGGAGGUGAAAUGCGAGCUAUUGGAAUUGGCUGGAUACAAGUCUUCGUAUAUUCACAUGACGGACCUCGUUGAUCAAAUGUUCCCUCCGAUUCACCGCAAAUGGGCACCAGAGUUUACGGAUUUCAAUUACUGGAAGACCCCUGUGCAAGAGUUCCCUCUACCUGAUUUCUCACCACCGUCGCCAACAUUGAGCGCUAGAUCUGAUACAUCGAAUCAGAGCGCGUUGGCAAGAUUGAGGAAUUUCAGCCUUGUUGGAAGCCGACAGGCAUCUAUGCAAAUGAAGACUGUCAAGGACAAUGCGCAAACUAAGGAAACGCCGGACUAUGACUACCAAGAUUCUGAUCUACAGCGGAUGUCGUCGUUCGAGAGAUUGAGUAAUACGUUAGGAUUCUCGUCUAGUCGAAGCGUCAGUCCUGAACGACACUCUUCGACGCCGAGCACCUGGGAUUCGGAGUCUGAAGAUGAGGACGGGAAUGUCAAACGGACGAGGCGACGGAGUAUGACUAGCAUGCCCGGAUCAUUGGAGGACAUGCAGUUUGGGAUGGACGACGAAGAGGGUGAGGAAGCGCAUCACCAAAACGCUGAGGAUGAAUAUGAUGAAGAAGAUGGUCAUGCGGAUAUGAUAGAUGAAGAAACUGCGGCUGAAGAGGCAUUUGACGAAGAUAUCCUAGCUGCUGGAGAAAUGAAGAAUGUGCCGUUCUUGUGAUUGGACACAGAGGCAUAGACACUAUCAUUAUAUCAUUGCGUUAAUAGUAGUAUAGCUUGUAUACUUAAUUUUGGGUUGUCGGAGCAAUAGAGCUUCACACACAAGGUAGUAAGUAGACAUUCAACCCACAAUAACCUGGGUGCGGGGUUACCAUGUCAGACGGUGCCGAGUUCAAUAAACUGCCUUCGAGGUUA